Molecule: messenger RNA, 792 nt
Organism: Rangifer tarandus platyrhynchus (Svalbard reindeer)
Lineage: Eukaryota; Metazoa; Chordata; Mammalia; Artiodactyla; Cervidae
Source: the annotation of a GenBank genome assembly
AUGUCAACGCCGAGUCCUCAGCGCCUGGUGGCAGCUGCUCAACAGACCCUGGGCACGGGAAGGAGACGGGGCCCUCCCAGAGCCGUCUGCCUUCAUCUCGCUGGAGAGGUGCUGGCUGUGGCCAGGGGACUGAAGCCAGCUCUGCUGUUUGAGUGCAGCUCUGCAGGGGCCGCUGAGCUCCAGAGCUACCUGGAGGAGCUGCGGGGCCUGGGCUUCCCGACCCAGGGACUGCACGUCCUCGAGAUUGCAGAGAACAGCCUAAUUGUCCAUCCUGAGCAUGUGUGUCGGCACUUGGAGCAGGUGCUGCUUGGGAGCAUAGUGUUUGUGGAUGUUUCUGGCUCUCAACCUCACCCUUCCACCUGCUCCCUGGACCAGCUGCAGGAUUUGAAGGCCUCUGUGGCGGAGAUCAUCACACACUUGCAGGGGCUGCAGAGGGACCGAUCCCUGUCAGUCUCCUGCAGCAGGCUGUGUUCCUCGGCCUGGAAUCUCUGUACUGUGUUUGGAAUCCUCCUGGGCUAUCCUGUCCCCUAUACUUUUGAUGUGAACCAAGGAGAGGACAACUGUUUAGCCCAGACUCCACUACGAGUGUUCACUGCCCGGAUCUCAUGGCUAUGCUGUCAGCCACCAGUCUUGCUGUAUUCCUUUAGUGUGCCAGAGAGCCUGUUCCUGUCCUUGAGGGACAUUCUAAAUACUUGGGAGAAGGACCUUAGAGCUCGAUGUAGGACUCAAAAUGACUUUGCUGACCUCAGCAUCUCCUCUGAGAUAGUCACACUGCCGGCCGUGGCCCUCUGA